GUCCAAGUAGACACUCUCACCUCGCUGCUCUCAUCUCUGUCUCUCCCUCUGUCUCUCUCUGUGUGGAAAGUCUGAAAAUGGCGACCUUCGAGAUACGGAGAAUGUGUGUGUGAAGCAUUCUCGGAAGCUGCACGCACUCCGCAGCGACGAUGCUCAGGAGGUAUCAGCUCUGGUCAUGGCUCCUCCUCAGCCUCCUUUUCCACCUCUCCGCUUCCUCAGCUCGUCCCCCACCCUUUGCCAUGCGCAUUAGUUGUGGAGCACGCCAGAAUGUCCAUACGCAACCGACCGACACUCUUUGGAACAAGGAUUUUGCAUACACUGGAGGGAUACCCUUCAAUGCAACGACACCGAGUUUCAUAACACCUCCUCUUAAAACUCUUCGUUACUUUCCCCUGUCUGAAGGGCCUAACAAUUGUUACAAUAUCAAUAGAGUUCCGAAGGGACGCUACUCGGUGAGGAUUUUUUUUGGAUUGGUUGCAAAACCCACUAUUGAUAACGUACCACUCUUUGACAUUUCUGUUGAGGGCACUCAGAUCAGUUCACUAAAAUCGGGUUGGACCAGCCAUGAUGAGCAAGCAUUCGCUGAAGCUGUGUUAUUUCUUACAGAUGGCACUGCUUCUAUUUGCUUCCAUAGCACUGGUCAUGGAGAUCCAGCAAUCAUUUCGAUUGAAAUUCUUCAGGUUGAUGAGAAUUUAUAUGAUUUUGGAGCACAACGUGGCCAAGGGAUAAUCCUUAGAACAGUCACACGAUUGACCUGUGGGACAGGGAAGCAUAAGUUUGAUCAGGAUUAUAAUGGGGACCACUGGGGGGGUGACAGAUUUUGGAAUGCGAUUUCCACAUUUAGUUUGGAGUCGGACCAAGAGAGAUCUACUGAAGAAAGCAUUAAACAUACUUCACUUUCACCAAACUAUUAUCCCCAAGGUCUUUAUCAAUCAGCAAUCGUCGGCACUGAUAAGCAGCCUGAUCUAGAGUAUAUAAUGGAUGUGGAUCCCAACAAAAACUACUCAGUAUGGUUGCACUUUGCAGAGAUAGAUUCUUCGGUCAGAGAGGCAGGACAAAGGGUAUUUGACAUUCUGAUAAAUGGUGACACAGUUUUCCAAAGUGUGGACAUUGUCAAAUUAAGUGGAGAUCGUUAUGCUGCUCUGGUUCUAAACACGACCAUUGCUGUUAGUGGGAGGACUUUGACAAUAACCUUGCAACCAAAAGAAGGCAAUAUUGCUAUCAUUAAUGCCAUUGAGGUCUUUGAAAUUAUUGGAGUUGAGUCAGGAACCUCAAGAGACGAGGUUCGGGCGCUGCAAUCCCUGAAGAAAUCAUUGGCACUUCCCCUUAGAUUUGGUUGGAAUGGUGACCCAUGUGUUCCCCAACAACAUCCAUGGAGUGGGAUUGAUUGCCAGUAUAAUGCCACCAGCAAUGCUUGGGUCAUUGAUGGACUUGGACUUGCCAACCAGGGUUUGAGAGGUUUCUUGCCCGAAGAUAUAUCUAAACUGCAACAUCUUCAGAGCAUAAACCUGAGCGGAAACAGCAUUCAGGGAUCGAUUCCUUCUUCUCUCGGUAGCGUCACUACCAUGCAGAUAUUGGACCUCUCCUACAAUUUCUUCAAUGGAUCAAUUCCAGAGAGUAUGGGCCAGUUGACAUCGUUAAAAAGACUAAAUCUCAAUGGAAAUGCUUUAUCUGGGCGUGUCCCGGCAGCACUGGGAGGAAGGCUUCUGCAUGGAGCUAGCUUCAACUUCACCGAUAAUUCUGGCCUUUGUGGUAUACCUGGACUUCCGACUUGUGGGCGUCACCUGUCAGUUGGUGCUAAGGUCGGCAUCGGUUUAGGGGUGUGUAUUGCGUUUCUAUUGCUUGUGAUGUUCUCUGUGUGUUGGUGGAAAAGGCGGCAGAAUAUUCUGCGAGCGCAGCAGAUUGCUGCUCGAGAAGCACCUUAUGCCAAGGCAAGAACUCAGUUCUCACGCGAUAUUCAGAUGACAAUACACAAUAACCAUGGCUUCGCUCGAACAGCUUCCGAGAAUGGGCCUAGCUUGUUAUCAUAGCAUACCAUGCGUUCAUUGCCUCCUAAGUUACAUAAAUCAUGUCAAAGGCGGAUACCAACUCAACGCCCUGGCUCUCAUGUCUAGUGAACCUUUGGCCUUGCGAGCACUGUUCAAUCGGAAGGGUAUGCCUCACAAGCUCCUGUUUCUGUGAAAGAUUUUUGUUUCCCAUGUAUUGAACGGCCAAAGAGGGGUGAAAUGCUUGUAUCUUCUUACUUUUACAUUCAUUUAGGGGAAUCUGAAAAGAUGUAAAUCAUCUCUCUUUCCGUAACCAAGAUGAUGUUUGCAUUUGUAUCUCAGUAAAUUUUCAUCAUAGAUGUUAGAGUUACAUAACGUAGAAAUGCGACAUGUAUAUUACUGCAUUUUUAUCUGGUUUGUUAAGUCUUGUUUACAAAUAAUGUAUUCCAGAUCGAUCUGCAGUUGCUUUGACA
Messenger RNA from Punica granatum (pomegranate), 2458 nucleotides. Lineage: Eukaryota; Viridiplantae; Streptophyta; Magnoliopsida; Myrtales; Lythraceae. The record is from RefSeq and is a predicted model, not a curated record.